Molecule: messenger RNA, 1027 nt
Organism: Hemicordylus capensis (graceful crag lizard)
Lineage: Eukaryota; Metazoa; Chordata; Lepidosauria; Squamata; Cordylidae
Product: heparan sulfate glucosamine 3-O-sulfotransferase 1-like
Exons: 1
Coding region: 119-1027 (302 amino acids)
Molecular function (GO): [heparan sulfate]-glucosamine 3-sulfotransferase activity
Source: RefSeq, a predicted model, not a curated record
AUUCUAUCCAGAAGAGUGAUAAGUACGGAGGGGCCCCAUUAAUAACUAGCAUAGAGCUAGAGUAGCCAUCGAUGAUUCACCACUGCAGACUUCCUUAGCCGCCCAGGCAGAUUUGAAGAUGGCCACAGCUUGCUUGCUGCUCCUGCUGCUGAAAAUCUGUGGCAUCUGUUCCGAGGAGGAAACCAGGAGCCCGUGGGGGUGGGAGGGCCAAUGGCCAAGAAAUGAUUCUCAGUUCCAGAAGGAAGGUUGGAAGCAAAAGCUACCGAGCAGCAUCAUCAUAGGGGUACGCAAAGGGGGCACCCGGGCCCUGCUGGAGAUGCUGAGCCUGCACCCCCAAGUGGCAGCGGCCCAUUCCGAGGUCCACUUCUUCAACUUAGACGAGAAUUACCAGAAGGGAUUGGGAUGGUACAAGCAACAGAUGCCCCUUUCACAUCCUACACAAAUCACAGUGGAAAAGACACCGGGGUAUUUCUCCUCCUCAAAGGCCCCCGAAAGAAUCUACACCAUGGACAGCUCCAUGAAGCUGCUCCUGAUUGUGCGGGACCCUGUGGAGCGGCUUGUGUCGGAUUACACUCAGAUCCUGCACAACCGCAAGGCGCAGCACAAGCCCUACCAGACUCUGGAGCAGAUCCUCUUGCGGAACAGCCAGGAGCUCAACACCAGGUACAAAGCAGUGCAGCGCAGCCUCUAUGCCCUGCACCUGGCUCGGUGGCUGGAGUUCUUUCCCAGCAGGCAGAUCCACGUGGUGGACGGAGGUGGCCUGAUCCGGGAGCCACUUUUCGAAAUGCGCCACGUGGAAACCUUCUUGGGACUAGAGCCUUACCUCGGGCCAGAGAACUUUUACUUCAACCAGACAAAGGGCUUCUACUGCCUGCAGGUGGGGGGGCACCAGCACUGCCUGGACCAGUCCAAAGGGCGGACCCAUCCGACAGUCGAUGAACUCCUGCUGGAGAAACUCUGCACUUACUUCAGCGAGCACAAUGAGAACUUCUUUGCCAUGGUAGGGCGGACCUUCAACUGGUGCUGA